AUGGACAAAUUUUUACCCAGCGCAAGUGAUCGCUCUCGCAGUGGCACACCUGUAACUGGACGAUUCACUGCGCAGGCAGAAACAGCAGAGGAUCUGCUAAAGUCGCAAACCGUCGGCCUCGUCCACCUCGAUGACUUUCGCAAAAGACGCGCCGAAGCGCUGGAGCAGAAGGAGCGCGGCAGCUCAAGUGCGAGCACUCCGGCUGAUGGGGCAACAACACCAAUACCCUCGUUCAAGAAGAAGCGCAAGAUAGCUGCAAAAGGCAAGCUUUCCUUCGGCAUCGAUGCAGACGAAGAUGCAGACUCUAGCACCUCCGCAAUCCCCACGCCUCGCAACAACACGCCUACCGAUUCAUCCGCGGUGAAUUCUGAAACCGAGGGCAAGGCCUUCAAGAAGAAAAAGCUCGGCGCCAACACGAGCAUAGGGUUGAAACCGCGGAUUAUGACGAAGACAGCUUUGCAGCGCGAGGCGCAGCAAGCGGAUCUGGCGCGGCAGGACUUCUUGGCCAUGCGUGAGGCCGUAAAGGCGACUGAGGUGGUAAUACCAUACGUCUUCUACGACGGGACGAAUAUCCCAGGCGGCCGUUGCAGGGUGAAGAAGGGUGACCAUAUCUGGCUGUUUCUUGACAGAGCCCGGAAAGUGGGUGCUGAGCUUGGUGUUGGCGGCGAUAAAAGCAGACGAGACUGGGCCCGGGUCAAUGUUGACGACCUCAUGCUUGUGAGGGGUGAGGUGAUCCUACCACCACAUUAUGACUUCUACUACUUCUUGUUCAACAAAGUUGCGGGUUUCAACGGGCCCAUCUUCGAUUACUCAGCGCAACCAACGAAGGCGACACCGGUGGCAGGCCCGGAGCCCGACCCUGCCACGUUCAAUCCAUUAGAGAGACCCGGGCAGAACAAAGAUAAGACCCCUACGUUCCCAGAUGAGGAGCUGGAGGGCUUCAGCGAAGAUCCAGCUCUGACUAAGGUCGUUGAUCGAAGGUGGUACGAGCGGAACAAGCACAUCUUUCCUGCCAGUGUCUGGGAAGAAUACAAACCCGAAAAGGAUCUUUCUAAGGUGCAACGGAAAGACAACGAGGGUAAUGCAUUUUUCUUCACCUAA
Paraphaeosphaeria sporulosa is the source of this 1101-nucleotide messenger RNA. RefSeq lists its product as uncharacterized. The transcript has 3 exons. NCBI's taxonomy places the organism in Eukaryota, Fungi, Ascomycota, Dothideomycetes, Pleosporales, Didymosphaeriaceae. Bases 1 to 1101 code for a protein of 366 amino acids. Gene Ontology annotation, cellular component: nucleus. The record is from RefSeq and is a predicted model, not a curated record. Gene Ontology annotation, biological process: chromatin organization.